Molecule: messenger RNA, 18689 nt
Organism: Paramuricea clavata
Lineage: Eukaryota; Metazoa; Cnidaria; Anthozoa; Malacalcyonacea; Plexauridae
Source: the annotation of a GenBank genome assembly
AGAGGUGAUUGGAAACUUUUGUGAAACAACAUUCCAGAGGAUAUACAGUUUACCAGAACCAAAGCUGCCUGUAAAGUAUGCUCGUAAAAUUGGAAACAAGCCUGCAGCAGAGGAAAAUACAUUUAAUGCUUGGUACGUGUUUUAAAAUUUGUUCUCAUCUAAAUUACGGAGUAUGGCGGGGAUUCUAAAAAUCUGAAUGUGAAUAAAAAAUUAGAAUUAUUUGAAUCAUAUGGAAUACACAGACAAAGAUGCAGGAUUUACGUAUACUGUACGUGCAUGCCAGGAAGCGAACGAUUGGCAGGAGAGCGUGAAGAGUAAAGUUGUAAGAAUGAAUUUGGUGGCAUUGUUAGAAUGAAUUUAAUAUUGCCACUAAUUUGGUACCCUGGGUGCCAGAGCCUCCUGUGAUAAAGGACACGACGAGGAGGCUCUUGUCACACGAGCAUCCAGCCUCACUUUGGUGAGUUCAAUAUUUGAACUCUGUAUGUGAUUGGUCUAAAUUUAUGUGAGUCUUUUCAUUGGUUAACCGAUGAGCGUCGCUAACCAAUGAAAAGAUUCACAUAAAUUUAAACCAAUCACAAACAGAGUUCAAAUAUUGAACUCACCAAAGUGAGGCUGGAUACUCGUGUGACCAGAGCCUCCUCGUCGUAUCCUCACUUCUAUCCGAAGAGGCUCUGGCACCCAGGGUACUAAUUUGGAGACGGAGUCUUGAACGCGUGUUUCAGUUUUUCGUCGUAAUCGUUGCCGCCCUGCCAUAUUUAGUGUUUCAACGGAGACUCCCAACAAGAUUCAACCCACCUUUACUGCAUGCGAUGAGUAAUAUAACACUACCAGAUAAGCAAAUUUUGCAGCGUGCGAGUCAAAAUAUAUACAUCUGCUCGAACUAAAAGUAAAUCAUAAGUCGACAAUUUUUUUGUAUCAGAGGUAAUUUUAGAAGCUCUCAGUAUGAAAAUAUUGUCUGGUCGUAACCGUCGUAUCAGAAGGAAAAUAUGAAAACUAUGUGUAUUUUUGUCAAUACAUGCAGGCAUGAGAGUGUUAUGACUGUUAUUAACAAAUAUUCAAACGGCAAAGAGAUAUGCUUUAGCGCAUAACGGAUGAUCUGAAUAGUUCUCUGGCUUUGUAAAUGCAAAAAUGUUCAAGAAAAUAAAUAAGAGAUUUGGUUUUAUCAUUUGAAUAUUUAUGGCGCAGAACACUCUAUAACAAUUAACGUCUGACAAUAACAUAUACGCAUGCAUAUUUUUUCUGCCGUUAUGACCGGAUAUUACUUUUAUUCGCUUAAUGAUACUUAUCUGUGCAAUAUCUUAUAUUAAAUGCUAUACAAAAGAAUUGUCGAAUUUGUCCUUCCUUUUAUGAUCUGUUGCCUGGUUAGUUCACGCACGUGUGUAUGACUCACGCACACUACAAAAGUUGUCCGAAAAUAUGCAAAUUUGCUUACGUGGCAGUAUCACAUUACUCAUUGCAGUAUAAAGGUGGAUUUUUUUUGCUACAUGUCUUUAUAUUUUGCAUAAAUCUAGUGGUAUUCCUUGCAUGGAUUUUAUAUUUACUGUGGACGUUCUCGCGUAUUGCAAUAGCACGUUUAUGUUGGUGCAACGGCUUUGUAAUAUUUCCCCUAGGUACUGGAAAUGUGAUAUUUCUGGUGCUCCAAAUGGUAAACUACAUGGAAAAACUAUCGCAAUGAAAGACAAUAUCUCCGUUGCUGGCAUUCCAAUGAUGAAUGGAUCACAACUUCUAGAGGGUUAUAUUCCACAUAUUGAUGCCAGUGUUGUAACCCGGGUAUUAGAUGAAGGUGGAAGAAUUCUUGGAAAAGCUGUUUGUGAAAGCAUGUGUUUCAGUGGAGGAAGUUUCACGGCUGCAAAUGGACUUGUGAGGAAUCCGUGGGAUCCUUCGAGGAUGUCUGGAGGAUCAUCUUCAGGAUGUGCUGUUCUGGUAAGUUGCUCAGUUGAAAACUAUGUAGGAAAUCACGAUAGUAUGCAGGAGGUAUACAGGGUGUAUCAAAAAAAGCGCAAUCCUCGACUGAAAUGUAAAUUGCUAAACAAAUAAUAGACGUAAACGUUAAAGUUUACAUUCAUUUUAAAGCGUAGCCAUUCAGCUUUCUAACAGUGGGUUGUUUCUUAAGUUUGACUCAUUGGUUCGCGGGUAAUAAUACUUUACGUUAUUGCGAUUGGAGAUUAAAAAAAUUGAGAUGGAAUAACAAAUCGUUCUCAUGAAAAUAACUGAUUUUUUCAUUAAAACAAACGAAUGUUGCAUUUUAUUAAAUGGAUUGUAACAAUAAGUAGAAUUACGGCUUUUCUUCCACUAUUUUUAACUCAGUUUGAAACUUCAAAUGCGAUAUAAUUUUAGCUUGGACCAUCCAAGCCGACUGACAUCAACUUGCUAUAAUUUCUGCUUACAUUACAUCGCAAUUCGAUGACACUCUGGCGGCUCAGACACCAGAAUGUUUUGACGAUUUUUAGCGUUCGUUUAGGAUUUUCAAACAACCUGGUCUCUUUUAAAAUACUUUUAAUUUGUUCUUACGUGGUUUUCCAGAUGUAGUGACGACAACAUUAAAGUUUAAAGAAGAAAAUUCUAACAUUUAAACCAACUAAACAAUAACAUAGUAAACUUGCAUAAUUAAACAGCAACUAAAAAUGAUAGGUUUUACUAAAUCUUUUCCUGUGUAAUUAUUACUAGUAUUGGAGACAAGGAUAAUAGUUUGUUUGAAAGAGAAAAGAACAGGCUUUGAAGUAAGCCUAAAAGCGUUUAACUAGAAAUAGUAUUUCGAAAGUUAUUAAGCACAAAAGAUGAAUUGCGUUUAUUUUGAUACACCCUGUAUAGUUAACGAAAGUUUGUAUUUUAAAGAAGUGUGAUACGAAAAUGCUAGGGAAUAUGUUCUAUUAAAAUUACAAGAUUAAUCAGUGAAAUAUCGUGUUCCCUUUACCAGAAUGCCUGGAAAAAUCAAUGCCUCCGACGCUUUUAGUGAAUGGGAGUGAUAUUUGUGAACGAAAUAAUUAAUAUUAAGUAACUUAUUAAUAUUUAUUCCAUGGCAGAUCGUUUGUUUCAAUAAAAAGCAUACAGCAGUAUGAAAGGAAAAUCUCAAUAUUCAGUGUCAAAACCCGGCAAAGAUUUGUAUAUUGUGUAUUUUAUUUUUAGAGUCCGAAUGUUCAACAUUAGUUACUAGUGAUUAUACCGUAGUACGUUAUCGUUUUAUAGGGCCAUCAGUAACUGGCGCGUUGCUGAUAGCCGUAUAAGCAUGGAAAUAUAGUUGUUUAUAAGGUCAUAUUCCAACUACUGCAUGUAGGUAACCAGACGAUGUUUAGCUAGGUAAAGCAUAAAAAAUUCAUGUUCGGCGCCUCUGGUCCUGCGACAAUAAUUUUGUUCAAUAAUAUCGAGUUUUAACAGGUUGCCAAUAAAGACGUGGACAUGGCUAUAGGUGGAGAUCAGGGUGGUUCGAUACGCAUACCUGCAGCAGCGUGUGGUAUUGUGGGAUUGAAACCAACAUUUGGGUUGGUACCUUACACCGGUAUUAUAGGCAUUGAACCAACUGUCGAUCAUACUGGGCCUAUGGCGCAAACUGUUUAUGAUACAGCAUUACUUUUGGAGGUACAUGAAUUUUCCCGCCGCUAUAUACAGGACGAUUGAAGGGUGUUUAGUAUACUUAGGGUUACUGCUUUUCACGAACAUUUAGUAGUAACAUUGGUAACCAUUAGAGGAAGGAUGAAUAGACAUAUACUGUAUGAAUUUGAAUAUUAAAGGCGACUGUAUUACGGUAACUCAUUAUUUCGUACGUACUACACUUGUUGAUUAUUCAAAAUAGAAGUUGAAACUUAUCUUUGCUUCAUUAUACUGUACUUUACUAAUGAACCUCGCUGGACGGUAGCGGAUUGUGAUGCAAUGUUUUCAUUGUCGUUUCAGGCAAUAGCUGGUUACGAUGAUGGCUUAGAUCACCGUCAACCACGUGAUCUCAAGAUACCCAGCUAUACAAAAGAGGUAAAGUCCAAUCUCAACUUUCAAGAUAUCAAGUUUGUUUUUCCCUCAAGAAGGCAAUCAUGGGCAAAGUCCUGAAAUUUGAACAAUCACAGUCGAAAACUGUUGUUUUAACGUCCACGACUAUCGUCUUGAUAGAAGACACGAACCCUAUGAGGGAAUAAGUGAAUCCUUCGAUUGAACCGUAAUCAUUACAUCCUAAUCUUUAAAUCUGACGAAUCAAUCUUUUCAUACUUAGGUUGGAUAUUCAAAUCCUGAGAUAUUCAAUCUUCGAAUCUCGGUCAUUGAAUCCUAAAACUGAAUGCUUGAAUUUUAAGAUUGAAUUCUUGAAUGCUAUAUAUUAAAGGUGAACCUUUGAAUCAUAAGAUUGGAUCUAUUAAUCUCAGAUUGAAUAUAGUUGUAAGAAAUGGUUAAAUAAUUGAGGUCACGCUACUGCCUCCCGUCAGUCAAUCUUAUCAAGUGGUGCAGUCCUAAAAUUUUAACAAGGGAGGGUUCUCCAAGGGAGGCCUUGGAAUAUGAACCGCUUAAACUUUUGAUUGUCAUGAAUCAAGCAGUCCAAUUAAUAUAAAUAGUCCAAUUGACAUUACGUAAUCUGAGGCAUUGAUUGCAUCAGAUGGUGCUCCCAUUUCGGAUAGUACAAACAGAUGUACUGUAGUUUUUCCUCAACCCUUUUGAGGUACGUUUUGUUAUUACAUGCUGCCAGUGUCUUGAAAAAAGCUAAUAUUUUUACAGGGCCCCUGUUGAAGUUAUUGGUAAAUUUUCGACGCCCCGCCUCCAAAUUUUUAAUAUUUUCAAUGCCCCCCCCCCAGAAUUCGGAAUCGAAGGAGUACAAUCCGGAUUUCUCUCUUAUCAUAGAUACAAUUUGCAGUUCCUCAAGAUGUCUGAUAUACUCAAGCACGUGCUUCUCCUCAACAAAAAUACCGACUUGCUGCUUCUUUCACCUCACUAUCGCCAGAUUAAUUGGCACCGUCUUUAAAAAAAAAACAUUUUAGAUUGGCUCUAGGGGCGAAAUUAUCGGCAGGUUGUUGUUGUUGUCCGCCAUUCAGCGUAGUCGGAGUCUUGAACACGUUCAUGUAGCGGCCGGGAUUUCCUGGAUCAGGGUCACCCAACGUAUCUCCUGGCAUCUGUUGCACAUUUCUUUGCAUGCAAAAGCGCCAGUAUGCUUCAAUUUCUUUAAUGUUUAUCCCGUUUGUACUAAAUAUCCCAUGAACAUAGAACAUAUCAUUCUUACAAAUCGUAUGCUUUUAUUUGUUUUUGGAACUGCUACUUUUUGGUGGGAAAAUUACUUCACAAAGCUGGCGCCAAAAAAUUAAAAAUAAGCUAUAGGUGAUUUCAUGUAUCCAUUUAGAAGAGCAGACUAAGGAUAUCUUAAAACUGAAAUCGGUUUCGAAAUACAACCAUAAGGGUGUAGCGAAGCAUCUGAAGUUUGGGGCGGGGGAUAUCGGAGGAUUAUACGUGAAAUUUGAAUUUCAAUGUUAAAAAUUUAUAAUAAAGCUUUUUGUGAUUGAUUGGUACUCAUUGGCACUCUCAUACUAAGUUUCGGGAGAAUAGGGGGUCCUCCCCCAGCUCAAUCCUAUUGAAGUUAUAUCCUCUAGGACUGAAUUUCUGGCGUUUUCUAAAGCAAAUUCGCAAACAAAUUGCAUGUAAAUUGACUGUAUUUUACAAAAAUGGUUAUAAUUUCACAAAAAUAAUUACUUUAUUACGCAAAUUUUACCUGAAAAUGUCAAUUUUACCUGAAUUUCACAGUAGGGGGAGUUUUACACCCCUACCACACACCCCGGUCGCUAUGUCUCUGGCAACCAUUACUUGCGAAGAUAUAAAGACUUAAUUAAAUUUCUAAAAAUCCGCCAUUUUGUUCUAUUUUUAGUAAUGUUCUAUUUUUAGUAUUUUUAGAUUUUUCGACAUUUGUAUCGCCCAUAAAAUUGUUGUAUUUAGAAACAGAUUUCAGUUUUAAUUAAUAAAAUACCCUUAGUCUGCUCUACUAAAUGGAUUCAGUAAAAUCACCAAUAGCUUAUUUCAAAUUUUUUGGCGCCAAGUUUGUGACGUAAUUUACCCGCCAAAAAGUAGCAAUUCCAAAAGCAAAAAACAUAGGAUUUGUAAGAACGAUAUGUUCUAUAUUCAUGGAAGAUUUGGUGGAAACAGAGUGAAAAGUUGAAGCAUAUUGGUGCUUUUGCAUGCAUUUUUGACAGGCGUGUUGCAGCCUUCUUUUACAUAUUCCAUGUGGAGCUCCCUCAUGCCAGUUAAUAUGAAGUAGGUGGUUUGGAAAUCAUUUUUGACCAAACCGGAUUUACGAAUGUUAUUGUUCACUAACAUAUUGUUAUUCUAAUGAGUUUUCAAACCAUCUGUUCAAAUUUAACUAUGGUGGGAGUGAACACUCCAGGCCCUUGCUGGACCAAAAAUUUCGGUGCCCCCUUAACAUCUUAACCCCCUCCCCCCCUCGGUAUAAUAAAUGUACUUUUCCUUAGUUCUAAAUAUGUAACCAGAAAAAGAAGACAGUUUUUCUUACUUACUCGAUCGAACCUCGCUAUUGUUUACAUUGGUGCUGUGACCAGGAUGGAGGAACUCCCAAGAAUACAAGCAUCGAGACGAGCUCACAAAGCACAUGUGACAAGAUAAAGAGUCAUUGUCAACCACCAUGCAUUUGUUUUCAUCUUACCUUCGGAAGUGAAAAAUAGCAAGAAAUGACGAUUAUAAACAUUUCUUUGGUGCAAUUUUAGUCUAAAAAAGUUAAAAUGAGCAAGUAUAACCAUGGGAUUGUAGUAAGAGGGUGGAGAAGUGAAAUUGCUUAGAAAAGCAAUUUCACGGAAAACUAGAUUCUGAUGAAAUAAUAUAAUAAUAACAGGUUUAUAAUUAAUUUAAGAGUAUGUUUAAUGCAUGGUACAACCUGCCAGUUAAAAACUAUAUCAUAACUUAUAAAGGCCAUGUUACACGGUGCAAUUUUUCUUGCAACUUGCAAUGCAAUUCUACUCUUGAGAGAUGUUAAUUAGUGAAAUCAGUGAAGAAUUUUCGAUAUGUUGAAAAAACAUCAGCAGUGUAAUGAAGACUCGUAUUUGGCAAUUUUACAUCUCUCAAGAGUAGAAUUGCAUUGCAAGUUGCAAGAAAAAUUGCACCGUGUAACAUGGCCUUUAGAAGUUUGAGUGACGAGUAUGUCCGACGACCUCCGAAAGGCCUCUGAAGUUUUACUCUUGUGCAAUCGAGUGAGAUCAUAUAAAUUGAUUAUCGCGUAUCAUGUCUAUUAUGACUAUUAUAAAAUAGAUCGAAAUAAACAAAGCAAAAUCGCAGUUCACGAAACAGACAUCUUUAAUUUUCAAUUCACGGAGUAUUUUUAUCGACAUGCAAUCACGCCUCACGGCUGUAGAACAAUUUCACGCGAACAAAUAUUGACGAAUCACGGCUCACGAAAAUACUCUUUCCCACCUUCUAGUAAUAUAUUAUGGAUUGAAAACCGAAACAUCUAUUAUUCCGCAAUUAAAAUGGCCGCCAAGCAGGUUUGGGCGCACAAUGCAUUGUGGUUGACAAUGACUCUUUAAUAAAAAAAAACAGCGAAAUUUUAACGAACGAAAAGCCCGAUGAAAUGUCGCUGAGCAGUUUAAAUACAUGCAUCUCUCGAACAAUUAGUAAGAAAAGGAUUUGAUACGGGAAAUAGACCAUGAGAAAAUCGAAGCGAAAAUUACGAACACAAAGGACUUAGAAUUGUUAGAAACGGAGGUAUUCGAAGCCGAAGAACUGAGCUCUGACCUGGAAGAAAAGAUCAACCACAUUCGUAAGUACAUUGAUUUAUCUAUUAACGCUAUGAACAAUCCAUCUACUGUAUCUACCCAAGAAAAUACUGGCUCAAGUUUACAAUCUGUUUCACAAAAUACAAGCGGUACAGAACAGUCACCUGCAGCCGCCGAUGUCCAGUCUCAGACACAUGAUCCAUCAACCCCAGACCAUCCACCAUUACAAAUUAACCCCGACAACCUCUUGAAUACUAGCAUCUCAUCGGAAGAUACUCCUACAACUCAACUUCCAUUUUCAAAUACAGUACCCCUUAUGUCUCAAACAAUAUGUAAACUCCCAAAGCUGAAUCUUCCUGUAUUUUCUGGGAAUCCCCUAGACUGGCAAUCCUAAUUCUGGGACUCCUUUGAGGCGGCUGUCCACAGAAACCCCUCGUUAAAUGGAAUUCAAAAGUUCAACUAUUUGAAAGCGCAACUCAAGAACGAAGCACUACAUUCAAUUAUGGGCUUUCAACUUACGAACACUAACUACGAGAAAGCAGUCACUCUCCUUAAGAACAGAUUCGGACAAACCCAUAAAGUUAUUAAUGCACAUAUGCAAGCACUCCUAGACAUCAGGAGUCGUAACGGACAGUUGGAAGACCUUCAGGAAUUUAAAAAUACAUUAGAAACACACAUUCGUGGUUUCGCAUCACUUGGAAAGGCACAGGAAUCAUACGGCGACCUCUUGAUACCCGACCAUAAUCGUUGGCAAGCUCCCAAAAGAUCGAUGUACGAAAGAACUUAGCACGCGAACAUGAAACCCUAGAUUGGACCACCAUCGAAAUGCACUACAGAAAGAACUAAGAGUAAGAGGAUUCAAGGCUUACGACGCCAUUGGCUCAGGGGGUGCAAAUACAUUGGGCCAGCAUCAUUUUCCAUACUAUUUCAUAUUAGGAGUGGGAAAAAUACGUUUACACAAUUUUACAAGUUGUGAUCAAUUUCUGUUUAUUUUCUGAUGUACGUACGGGUUUUCGUCCGAAUCAAAGGUCUGGAAGUGUUAAAAUAUGGCGAAUUCGUUGGGACGUUUUGCGAGCUGUUUAUUAGUGUACUGUUUAGUAUUGUUUACAUGCCAGCGUGUAUACGUAUUUGAAAACAUUAAGUUGCUUCGAGUUUUAACGCCCGAAAUGGAUGAGAUUUUCGCUGAACAUAAAUAUUUAUCAUACAGGAUAAAUAUAAAAAAAAUGUAUUUAUCAUAAAUGGGAUAAUAUUGAUCAAAUAUAAAUAUUUAUCAUAAAUGGGAUGAUAUUUAUCAUAAAUAGUUCUUUCGUACAUAAAUAUUUAUCAUAAAUAUUUACCACAUGGCGUGCGAACAUGUAAUUUGAUCUCUCGUGCAAGGUGCCGGUGUCCCAGGAUUUUCGCCCCCCCUACAUUUUCGCCCCCCGGGGGGCGAAUUUCCUAGGAAUAUCGCCCCCCAGGGGGGCGAAAAUCCUAGGAAUUUCGCCCCCCUUUAGGAAAUUCGCCCCCCUUUAGAAACUUCACCUUUUCUUUAGGAUUUUCGUCCUCCGUUCAAAAUUUCGCCCUUCCUAACAGUUGCAUGGGAUAAUUAUUACACGGCUUUAAUAAUUUGAAAUCAGUAUCAAUUUAAAAUUGUUAAGACAGAGCUUGAAAUAACAACCGAUCACCGAUGAAUGAUCGGCAAGGAAUUGCUUAUGAUCGUCAGAAAAGCAGGGUUUCGGUUUCCAACCUGAAAAAAGCAGGGAAAGUCGCGACUGCCGAUCACCAUGAUCGGGAACUUUGGGAACGUUAUUUCAAGCCCUGCGUGUAAGAAUACAAAUUUACAAUUACAUGUAUCGAAAGGGCUUUACACAGUUACAGUAGAUGAAUACUCAAUAGGACUUAUGACGCUUCACAGCACACCAUGCAUAUUUUGCAUUUUCAGUGUUAAUCCUUAAACUCAUUGUUAAAAAGUAAUCACCGUGGUGGUUAUUGUAAUUAUUGGUAUUGUUUUGCAUCCACGUUUUGUCGUUAUCGGAAAAUGUAUGGUUUGUCACUAUUUUGUACUUGCAUUAUUUCAAUAUUGUUUGUAAAUCUCAGAAGCGAAGGGUAGAACUUGCCAAUAGGCAAUAAUCCAAUAAUAUACGUUUCAAAAAAGACAAGAAAGCUUUUAGUUUUGCAGAGUUAAUUCUCAAAUGUUUAACGCAUGCACUAAUAAAAUCAAAGUACCAUGAAAUUAUUUGACUGAAACCACACCACAUAUAUAAUGCAAUUUUCUUUGCGGAAGUGAAGAAUCAAGAUUACAUCACUGACACGGAAAGUUGACGAUUCAACGGACAAUAAUCAAUACGCUUCCCAACAUAUUCCAUAGAUUUUUUACUAAUCCUAUAGCUUAUUGUUAGCAAGUGAUUACUGUGGCGGCUAUUGUUAACACUCGUAUUGAUAAAAUUUGCAAGCGAUUGUUUUUAUAAUAUGUUAUGCGAAUGUAAACUGCCAGAAGAAUACGACAACAUGAUUUUAUGCGAUCUCUGUGAUGGUUCCACUUUAGAUGUGUAGAAUAUGACACUAGUCUAAGUACCUCAAAUGAGUGGUUAUGUGUAUGUAAUUUUGUCUCCUUGUAAUAAAUAAAUAAAUCACACAAUAAACCUUUUCAACUUGCAAUCGUUUUGUUUUUAGAUCAAAAAUUUAUAUGGGGGGGGGGGCGAAAUUCCUAAAGGGGGGCGAUAUUCCUAGGAGAUUCGCCCCCCUGGGGGGCGAUAUUCCUAGGAGAUUUGCCCCCCCUUUUGAGAGGGGGGGCGAAUCUCCUGGGGGGGCGAAUCUCCUGUGACAGGACAGUGGUGUCGCAUUGCAGUUGAUAUCUUCGCUUCGCCGAGAUCUACAGAUCACCGUUUGUUAAAAAAGUAUUUUCGACAGCUCUAUUCUCUUUGAGUAAAUUAAAAAUAUUUCUCGUGCGGCAGUGAACGAAUGGCGACGAGACAGCCAGAAGAAAGUCUGACUUAUGAAGAUUAUCUGACCAGGACGAACACCACACUGAAAGAUUUCGAGUAAGGCCCGAUAUUGCAUAUAUAUAUAUAUAUAUAUAUAUAUAUAUAUAUAUAUAUAUAUAUAUAUAUAUAUAUAUAUAUAUAUAUAUAUAUAUAUAUAUAUAUAUCCUGCCUCGUACCCAGGCGCUUACAUGAAGUAUUCAGGUCGACGCGCUGUUGGGAAGGGGCGGGAAAACAUGGAAUGCAGGGCGGGAAAACAUGGAAUUUAAUACAAAAAGUUACCAUAUCGUCAUAUACUCUGUGUGUAAAACCUUAUAUACUUUGUGAUGAAGAGUUGAAUUGAACGCCAUUGGCAAAUAAUAAUCUGCCGACUCUAGUUUUUCAUUCUUUAUGUCCUCUCCCGUCAACCGAACUUUACUCAUAUGCUCUUUCUUUCUAGUUCCAAAUAAGCGCCAAGUCUCUCCCACAUAAACCGCCUCGUCGCAUUUGCAAGGAACUUCAUAUACAACAGUCUUCCGUUUCUCUCCCAGUGGUUUCUGUGCCUUUGUUUUCAUUUGUCUUACUUUAUUCCCAGGUCUGAAUGCGGUACGGAAACGAUGCUUCUUAGCGACUCUCUUGAACUGCUCCGACAUUCCUUGUAAAUAUGGUAUAACCACCAUUCCUCUACAACAUUCCUCAUCUUUAGAAUCUGUCGACUCAUUCGUAUCCUCCUCUUUGCUUUUCAUAUACCGUUUCACUGUCUCUCUGUCAUAUCCAUUAGCCACAAACACAUCUUCAAUGUUUUUCAGUUCCUCUUCUACAUAUCCAGGAUCGCAUAAUGCUCGAGCACGAUCUGCAAAUCCUUUAAUUAUACCUUUCUUCAUUGAGGAGGGAUGGUUUGAUCUUUCUUUCACAUCCCUGUGAAAUGAUUUAGUAAAACCUAGCUCGCAAAACGUCCCAACGAAUUCGCCAUAUUUUAACACUUCCAGACCUUUGAUUCGGACGAAAACCCGUGCAGACAUCAGAAAAUACGUGCAGACAUCAGAAAAUACACAGAAAUUGAUCACAACUUGUAAAAUUGAACGAUUCUUUAAUAUUUUUGCAGAAAUUCAACAAAUUGUGCAAACGUAAUUUUCCCACUCCUAAUAUGAAAUAGAAUGGAAAAUGCGCUGGCGCGCGCUCCCCCCAAUGUAUUUGCACCCCCUGAGCCAAUGGCGUCGGAAAUCCUAGAGGCAGGAAAAUUUGUCAACCCAACAUUAAUUGAAAAUAAGUUAGAACAUUAAAUCAUCCAUUACAUCAUCCUUUUACACUGGUAUCCCUAACGAUCCAUCGUCAUCCCAUUACCCAAGUUCCAGAGCAAAAAAGGCCCACUCAUUUAAACACUGUCAAAUAGUUACAGAUUCCAAAAAACGAUUAGAAAUAAUCAAGAAGGAAAAUCUUUGCUUCAAUUGCCUUGGACAACAUAAGGCUUCUAAAUGCCGAUCGAAGAAUCGCUGUACGAAUUGCAAUCGCAAACAUCACACUAGUCUGUGCAAUAAAGAAAAUCAACUGUCAACAUCCAAGGAGCAAACCGCUCACAAUGAGGAUGCUCAACAAAACCCAGAAAUCACACAUGCAACGUUGACACCCACAACCCAGAUCAGCUACGUGGGUCCCAGUCCCCAUCAAACAUCAUUACUCAAAAGAGCCAUCGCGACAAUUAGAUCAGACAGCACUGCUAUCGAAACUAACAUUCUCUUUGAUGAAGCUGCCCAACAUACCUUUAUGUCACAGUCUCUUGCAUCAUAUUAGGAUUACAGUCUUCAACUAAAGAAACAAUCAACCUCGUCGUGUUUGGUGUAGUUACCCCGACCAGAAGAAACCUAGAUGUUGUUACGAUACACAUUGAAACAGAAUUAUUAGGACAGGAAAUAUUCCAAUACAAGCCCCUUGUUACGAAAAUUGCCACUCCACUGCAGAAUUCAGUUAGAACUGCCACUCAGAACUACCCCUACAGGGCCCUAUGCUUGCACAUCUAGUGACCGAGAACUUUGAGACAUCAUUACUAAUUGGUAUUGAUCAUUAUUGGGACAUUGUCGAGGAUCGCAUAAUUCGGGGCAACGGUCCAACAGCCAUGCAAUCCAAGCUAGGCUACCUGUUAUCCGGACCUGUAGCAUCCACAGCCAAUACCAGGAACUAUCCAACCUGAAUGUUAUGCUUUCCCAUCGUGAAAAAAAUGAUCGUUUUGAACGGUUCUGGAAUUUAGAAACUUUGGGUAUCACCGAACCAGAUCCACACAUUGAUGAAAACAGCUUUAUCUGUGAGUAUCAACAAACAUCCAUUUCUCGUGAACAAGACGGAAGUUACACAGCAAGAUUCCCUUGGAAGAAGGAUCGUCCUCCACUACCUACGAACAACAUCGUCUGCGAAAAACGCACUAGGACUACAAUCAAGAGAUUGAACCAAACGCCCGAUUUGCUACACACUUAUAGCACUAUCAUCAAAGAAGAAGGACAAAGGGACUUCAUCGAGAAAAUUCCAACACAGCAAAUAACCACAACGUCCAUUACGUACCCCACCACCCAGUUAAGAAAGAUUCACCAACCACUCCUAUUCGGAUAGUUUAUAACUGCAGCUGCAAAGCAUCGCCGAAACUUGCAAGCCUUAAUGAUUGCCUUCAAUUCAACCCGGUCAACUACUUCUCAAUGAUAUGUCAGCAAUCCUCCUUCGAUUUCGUACACACAGCUAUGGUAUCGUUACUGAUAAAGAGAAAGCAUUCCUUCACCUUUACUUACAUGAGGAGGAUAGAGACUUCACUUGAUUCCUAUGGUUAUCGGAUCCGGCAGAUCCAAACACUUCGACACCUAUCGUUUUAAGGCUGUUCCGUUUGGGACCACAAGCUCUCCAUUCAUGUUAAAUGCAACAGUUCAACAUCACUUUGAAAAUUUAAACUCACCUGUUUCCCUCUAUAUGAAAAGGAGCAUGUGCGUUAACAACGUGAUCUCUGGUACUGACACUGAAACAUCUGCAAUCAACUACUAAAAUGAAGCAAGAUUCUUUAUGAACGAUUCUAAAUACAACUUAAGCUCUUGGGCUUCAAAUUGUUCUGAUUUACAAGAUUUAGCGACUCAAGAAAACACAGCCGAUACAGGUGAUGAAAUUAACGUUCUCAGUAUGCAUUGGAAAACCUGUUCUGAUACCAUCGCAUUACCCAACAAAGCCACCUUGAGCACUCGUCAACAGCUGAUCACCAAACGAGAAGUUUUCCAACAAUCUUCAACGAUAUUUGAUCCCUUGGGCAUAAUAACACCGAUAACCAUUCGUGCGAAAAUCUUCAUGCAACAACAGCCUUGGCAAGAAUCCAUUGAUUGGGAUGAACCACUAAAUGAAACCUUGACAGAAAACUGGUGGAAAAUAGUCGAUGAUUUACAAGCAGUGCUUAUGACCACCACCAUCCCUCGACCAUAGCACCUGAAUUCAAAUUCCCAAACCGUACCUCAAUUGCACUGUUUCGUUGAUUCUAGUAUCAAGGUAUACGAAGCUGUCACAUACAGACACGAGAAUUCAUUUGUUAUGGCUAAAACUUGCGUCGCCCCGAUUAAGAAGUUAACACUACCUCAACUCUAGCUGAUGGCAGCAUUAAUUGGUACUAGAUUACUCUCCUUCAUACACAACGCAAUGGACAGCCGAUACGACACACUAGAAGUUUAUCUUUGAUCUGACAGCCAAAUCGUUUUAUAUUGGAUCAACAGCAACAAACAGCUUAAACAGUUCGUCGCCAAUAGCGUUAACUCAAUUAAAGAGCUCUUUCCUCCAAGCACUUGGCAUUAUUGUCCUACACAUGAAAACCCCGCCAGAUAUUCUUACUCGUGGUUUGACAAAACGAGCCCGAGAGCAGGCACUUCUCCUUCAACAUUUUAGAAAUCGCUGGAAAACCGAGUCUUUACGCGAGUUUCAUAGGACCACUGGAAAUAACAAGCAAACGAUCAACAUUGGAGAUGGAUAAAUUGGAAACUAGCAGUGAUUGAAAACUUCAUUGAAGGUGAAGACGUUCACACACGAGCAGCUCGCAUACAACGCACAGCAACCGGGAAAACAAACCGACCAAAUCCUAUGAUUGGAUAAUGAGUGAGGUGCUAAUUACAAAACGGCAAUCAUCCUUAAUGGCCGAAAACAAAUUUGUCAUAGCCAUUUGGGCAGGCGUUUCCUCUUUUCCCGCCCGUACUAAACGCCUGCUACGCAGGCUAAUUUCAUCCUUGAUAAAAAUACUAAGGGAGGCUCAGCCCCCUCCCCCAAACUGAAAGGAAAUACUAAAAAGUGGCUAAGCCCCCCAACCCCCUUCCACUUACUCCUGCUCUCAUCAUCGUUUCAUCUAGUUUUCAGAGUGUGGUGGUGAAUGAUAUUAUAUUAUAUUAUAUUAAAACAAUACAUCUGUUUUUAAUUUGCACUACAGUUAUCAGGGGAAAUAAAAGGUCUGCGUGUGGGAUUACUUGAAGAAGGUUUUGAUCCCAGUUUUGAAACAGAUGUGAAUGACUUGGUGAGGAAAUCAGCUGCGAGACUAAGCGAAAAAGGUGCAGUGGUUGAAGAGGUGUCAAUACCCUGGCAUUUGGAUGGUAGAUAUAUUAAUUUUUUAAUAAUUUAUAGUAUUACAAUAAAUAAUUGCGAUAAUGUAUAAAGCCUUAAAUAUCGAGGAAAUGUUACUACUAAUUUUUCUGUGUUUUCUUUUUCAGGAAACAAUAUACUUUUCGGUAUUUUGUUAUCUAAUUCCACUGCCAUGUUUGAAGGUCCGUGUAUAUAAAAAUGUAUUAUAACUAUUUAUGUUACAUAUUCAGGGCCGUACGUAGAAUUUUGGAGCUGGGGGGGGGGGGCAGUGGUGUCGUGUGAGUAGAAUGGUUGUGUAGGAAAACGAGGGCCGAAGGUGCGAGAAAAUUUCGGGGGUUCCAAAAAUUUUUCAAAUAGUAUAAGUCCAUAAAAUGCCAUUUCCUGCAUUUUGGGGUAAAAUUUCACAAAAUUCUGAACGGCACAAAACGUUGUAUUUUAUGCUCAAAAAAAUAUUUCAAGACUUCUAAAUAUUAACUAUACUUUCCGAUAAAUAUAUCUGAAUUCUGAAAAUCGAGAGAUUUUUCACAUUUAAAUAUGUUUGAAGCGAAACCAGGAUUAUUCAUAAUAAGUUUUUAGACGUUCUCUGGUUUUUAAAUAUUUAUGAUCAUGAUUACGAGCUUCGCCUGCCACUCAUUGCAUGAAGACUGCAGACUGGCAGUCGAAAGGUCGUGAUAUAUAUAAUAAAUAUUUAAAAACCAGAGGCAGAGAACGUCUAAAAACUUAUUAUAGAUUUUUCACAGUCAUAUAUGCUGAACUAAAAGAUAUAUCACUUACAUGCAUGUUUAUGGUCGUCCCAUACAAAAUCGUACACUCUGAUUCACAACAUUAUAUCAAUACAUGCGUCAUUUAGCUUUUCGUGCACAAACGUCAUAUCUGGCGUUGGACUAAUCGAAGAAUCCUGAUGAAGCAUAAGCAUUUCAAUUCUAGUCCACUUCGAGAUAUUUAAAACGAACUGUCUUAUUUCCUUCAGAACUUCGCUUAUUUUAUUUUGAAUUCCUGUAAAAGCAGUGAGUUUGGAUUGUAAUUUUCCAGUAACUCUUCAUACGAAGGACCUUUCCUCGAAACGUCGAGAAGUAUUUUUUAUCUUUUCAUUGGAUAUAUGUGGUUGUCGUGAAUUUCAAAAAUCACUCUUAUUUUAAAUAUAUAUUGUUCCAAUGUAGGGGAGUGUACAGCAACCCAGGGAUAUCACAACACCCAUCUUCACCUUGCUUUGACUCGUGGAUUAAAAUGUCAUCCUAAUGAUAAUCCUCCGACUGUAAAGAACACACUUUUGUGUGGCAGGUAAAAGUAGCAUAAUCUGAUAGUUGACAGUGACCAGCAUUGCCAUGUUUUCAGUUUGUGGAAAAAUGAAAUGUCGUAAUUUGAUUUUUGAAGCUAGCAUACAGUACAUGGCUAGCUAGCAUACGUAGCAGGCCCUAAUUGAACGGAAAAGACAAAUGGAGAAUGAUGGCUUAUACACGUGACCACAUGCCGUUGAAUUUUUGCACGUAGAAUGUUAUUCGUCUUUUCUACUUCAACCCUCCGAGGGCCUGCCAAGCAGGUUAAACCGUAGUCUGUAAAGAUAAGAUGGUCUGGAAGCUCAACAAACGUCGCUGAAUCUACAAAAUAGCAGGCCUUUAUUUUAUGUUGAACUGUAUCUCACCGUACACAAAUCCUUUGUCUCAAAUUCAUUAAUAUACAAUUACUUUAUGGUUUCCGUGUUUGGAUCAGGCCAUCCAAACACGGAAACCAUAAAGUAAUUGUAUUAUAAAAUAACAACAACACGGUAGACUUCCGUGUUUGGAUGGCCUGAUCCAAACACGGCUUUCGACCAAUCAGAAUACGCGUUAUAUACAUGUUAUUUUAUAAAUACUAUUCAUCGUGGUUGCACGUUUCAUCUCAACUAUCCCUAUUGGACGAUUAUCUAUAAUUAUACGAAAAUGUAUAAUAUAAUAUCAUCGCGACCGUGCACAAAUUAACAAAAACUCAGACAAAAAGAUAACACAACGACUUCUGUUUAGUUUACAGUAAUUGCAGACUAUCAUAUCUUGCCAGACUAUGCCUAAAUAAAGUUCAAACUAAGACAAUAUGUUUGACUUAUUAGACGGAACGAGCGUGUGUUGAAAAUGAUGUUCAGGUUUUACCAAACUGAUACACAGGCCAUCAUUCAUUGAUUCAUUUGUCCUACAGAAGAACCCAUGAGUUAAUAAGAUUCAUGUAAUGCCACAAAGUUGAACUGUAAUCGUUCGAUUUUCCUUGUUAGUUAAAAGGGAUUAGGGAAGGAAUAGUUUCUGAAAAUCGGAACGCAAUUCACUCAUGCAAAAACGACGGUUUCAAACAUUGAAAAAAAUAUAUCAUUAAUUUGUUCGCGGAAACUUAUUACCAAGGAAGAGAGAUUUUUAUGACAUAAAUGUUGUACGUUUCGCGUUUCAGAUACCUUCGUGAGAAAAAUUAUGACGGGUAUUAUUAUAACAAGUGUCAAAAUUUACGACGAGAUUUGCGCGAGGCAUAUGAUGAGGCAUUCAAGAAAUAUGAUGUUCUUAUCAUGCCAACAAUCCCUAAAAAAGCUUCACAAUUUCCUUCCAAGAACCCUCCCUUAUCUGGUGAGUAUAUACUGAGCCACCUGUAUUGCAACACUAGUAACUGCGUGUUGAAGAUCUAGUACAGUUUAGCUUUUUCAUAACGGAAGCAUUCUUAGUUUGUGAUUUCAUAAUGCUGGACAGUUACCAAGUUUUUAUCAUAUAUAAUUGUGACCUGUUUUACAAAUGACCGAAACAUUCUCUGACUAAAUUAUUUUUAGCUUGUCAUUAAAAAUAAUGUAGUUCCUGGCCGAGCAUCUAUAGUUUUGCAUAAUUAAGAUAGAUCAUUAAACUCGCAGUUCAUGUAAAAAUUAUUAGAGAGCUUAACCAAGUAACCAUGCAGAAGUCAAUUGAGCCAUUAUAUAUAGAUUGCUGCAGCCACUCUUAUUUGAAACACGAUAGAACAUGAAAGUACAAUCAUUGUCAAAGCCCUUCGACUCUUCUGCUUACCCUCGCGUCUCGAGCUCCUUCAAGCAAAAACGGCUGACGCCAUGAUUGACGGCUAAACGUAUUGUCAAGAUUAAGUUGUCUAAUGUACCUUUAUAGGGACGUGUAAAUGCAUAUUUCUUCUCUUUUGAUUUUUAAACCUUAGAAUAUCUUGAGAAAGCCUUCGAAAUGACCAACAACACUGCUCCAUUUGAUGUCUCGGGUCAUCCAGUUUUGUCAAUCAACGCUGGAUUUUCACAUGGGUUACCUGUGGGAAUGAUGAUUGCUGGUAAAAUGUUUGAUGAAGUGACAGUACUGAACGUGGCGUACGCUUUUGAACAAAUGCGUGACAAUGUAUAAAAUAUAGAAAUCGAGUUAUUAUUAGCCUUGUUAACUUUUAAAUGCGAUAUCGCGUUUAAAAAUCGCAUCAGGUAAAAUAGAUGCCAUAAAUCGAUGGUAAAAACGAGUCGGUUAUUUAUGGGUGCGUAAUGCGUGUAGCAAAUGGU